AUGAGCUUUGCUAUCGAGGUUCCUGGCGAGGCGAAUCCCCUGUCCCUCGAAACGCUGUGCCACGCGUUGCAGGCUGCCACUUCGAACGACUUUGCGCAAAGGCAGACUGCCGGGCAACAGCUUACAUCUUGGGAGCAGACACCGGGCUACUAUUCGUCUUUGCAGGCCGUGUUCCUCGAUAAGUCGAUCCCGACCAAUGUGCGCUUCCUCGCCGUUAUUCAACUCAAGAAUGGAAUCGAUAAGUACUGGAGGCUAUAUGCGCAUGUCAGGAAUGGAAUAAAACCGGACGAAAAGACCUUGAUCCGAUCUCGACUCUUUCAAGGAACAAUUGACGAGGAAGAACGAAACCUGGCCCUGCACAAUGCCCUUGCUGUGGCAAAAGUUGUGAGAAUCGACUACCCGGCAAACUGGCCCGAUGCACUGUCUCAUACAAUCGGCCUAUUACGGUCCGGAAAGGAUGGAAAUCAGAAGCAUCUAUACGGAACUCUUCAAAUUCUUCUGCGGGUGGUGAAAGAGCUGGGAACCGCUCGCUUGAGGAAAUCACAGACAGCGUUACAAUCCGUCACACCUGAGAUUGUCUACGUCUUGAAUGAUAUCUAUGCCGAAAAGACUACACUCUGGUUAUCAUUCUUGUCCAGUAAUCAAGGGUCCGGAGAGGAUGCCAAUGUUGCCAUGCAUAAUAGUCUUCUGUCUUUGAAAAUUAUCAGAAGGCUUAUAAUCCUAGGAUAUGAGAGGCCGCACACCGACAAGUCAGUCGAACAAUUCUGGACGAUUUCUCAAAAUCAAUUUGGACAGUUUCUCAACUUUGUAGGCCAGGAACCCACCAUACCUCCCAUCUACCAAGACCUUGUUGGCAAGCAUCUUCUCCAGUUUACGAAAUUGCAUAUAGACAUGGCCGAACAACACGCAGCGAGUUUCUCGAUUUUACCCAAUUCUCUUCAUCUUGUCCAUGCGUACUGGGAUUUGGUUUCCAAGUUCGCAGAAGUCUUUGACUCGUCAGGCGGCAUCCGUCAAGGUUCUGGGGACGCCGGUUCAUCCAAGGCUAAGGUUGAGGGGCCUCUGCAAGAACGGCUGGCGCUUAAAGGCCUUCUUUUGCUCCGUGCCUGUGUAAGAAUUGCAUUUCAACCGGUGCAAACCUUCAAAUACCGGACUCCCGAGACCAAGGCAGAGCAAGAACAGUCUAGAAAUUUUAUCAAAACAGAGCUUCUGAAAGACGAUCUGGUCAUUCAGAUGGUUAACUCUAUUAUCACACAUUUAUUUGUCUUCCGACGCUCAGAUCUUGAGGCGUGGGAGGAAGAUCCCGAAGAGUGGGAACAGCAGGAGCAAAGUGAGGGCAACGCCUUCGAAUGGGAGGUUCGGCCAUGCGCAGAAAAGCUCUUUUUGGAUCUGCUUACAAACUUCAAACAACUCAUUAUACCACCAUUGCUUUCAUAUUUCCAAUCUGCACAAUCAUCUCAGGCCGACAUCGCCACGAAAGAGGCUGUGUACACAGCAAUGGGCUUGGCUGCUGCCCAUGUUGUCAAUGUAUUCGAUUUUGACUCUGUUUUGUCGUCAACGAUUGUGAACGAUGCUCAACAGCAAGGUGGCUUGCACAAAGUCUUACGGAGACGCAUCGCUAUUCUAAUUAGCCAAUGGGCACCAGUUAAGCUGGCAGAUACCAGCAGACCAUUGGUGUAUCAAAUUUUUCAGCAUUUUUUGAAUCCCAAUGACGAAACGAAUGAUCUGGUAGUGCAAAUCACGGCUGCAAGACAGCUGCGGUGGAUCGCAGAUGAGCUCGACUUUAGCGUCGAGGCAUUUUUGCCAUAUACUUCUGACGUCCUCUCUCAACUCAUCCAGCUCAUCCGGAACGUGGCCGUUGAUGAGACCAAGCUGGCCAUUUUAGAGUCCGUUCGAAUCUUGGUAACGCGAAUGGAAGAGCAAGUUUCACAGUUUGGCGACCAGCUAAUGUCUGCACUUCCAGGCGUAUGGGAGAACUCUGGUACCGAAGAAUACAUGAUCAAGCAGGCAGUCAUUGCUAUCUUUGCAGCUCUUGUUAUGAGUAUGGGUGACGAGUCACAACGUUAUCAGAACUUUAUGAUUCCUCUGCUAUCAGAAGCCGCAAGGCCAGGGUCCGACAUUCAUGUCCAUCUCAUUGACGAGUCACUUGAACUGUGGAACGCAAUUCUUAUGCAAAGCAAAGCACCCCUUGCACCCGAAGUCAUUAGCCUUGCGGAAAUGGCUCUUCCUUUAUUGGAGUACCAACCAGACACAGCAUCCCAGGCACUUACGGCCGUAGAGUCGUACAUCCUGAUAGCACCAUCUGCAAUGUUGGAGGACAAGCUCCGCCGGCCAACGCUGGCCGCCCUCUCUGGCACUCUCAAUUCCAAGAGCCGAGAGCAAGUUCGUCUGGGGACUGUUUGCAUCGAGUACCUUAUCCGAGCGGCAACACAGCUCGGUGGGUCAAACGGAAUCUCAGUCAUUGUACAAGACAUGCUAGAAACUGGCUUCAUGAACCAAAUCAUGACGAAUAUCCACGACGCAUGGGAAGCACACCAAACAACCGGUCCUAACAGGAAGAUUUCCAAGCUCAACACCAUUACAGAAGGGGACUACCUGGCCAUACUAGCCCGGAUUGCCCUGGCCGAACCCAACAUGUUUGUACAAAUGCUCACUGCAUUCGGAUCCCUCGAACAAGUGUGGUCUUGGCUUUCUGCGGAAUGGUUCUCACACCUCUCCAGCAUGGACCACCAAGAACGCCAAAAGCUGUACCUUCUCGGCCUCACGAGGCUGAUUGAACUUCCGUCUCCCAUGCAAGAGCUCACGUUGUCCAAGCUCCAGGACUACUUCGACAUGUGGACAAACGUCACCUCCGAAGUCCAAGAAGGGGAGUUGGGUGGUCAUGAUACACUUGUAUGGGGCGAGCUGGAACCCUCAGAAUACGAUACCCCUAAGAUGAUAAUAGAACGACAGACUAUGGCCAAAGACCCGGUUCACUCGGUGCCGACAUUCUCGUUUGUGAGUGCGAGGCUGCAGGAUCUAGUAGCCCGGGUUGGUGGCGAGGCGGCGUUUGAAGAACAGUGGGCGGUGAAUGUAGACAAGGAUGUUCUGGAGAGGUUUGGGCAGUUGGCAAACGCGGCAAGAUAG
Metarhizium brunneum ARSEF 3297 is the source of this 3123-nucleotide messenger RNA. It is a transcript of the gene KAP120, whose product is annotated as Importin beta-like protein KAP120. Gene Ontology annotation, biological process: protein import into nucleus. The record is from RefSeq and is a predicted model, not a curated record. NCBI's taxonomy places the organism in Eukaryota, Fungi, Ascomycota, Sordariomycetes, Hypocreales, Clavicipitaceae. Gene Ontology annotation, cellular component: nuclear envelope; cytosol. Gene Ontology annotation, molecular function: small GTPase binding.